Messenger RNA from Cherax quadricarinatus, 1267 nucleotides. The record is from RefSeq and is a predicted model, not a curated record. Lineage: Eukaryota; Metazoa; Arthropoda; Malacostraca; Decapoda; Parastacidae.
CACAAGCUGAGCCUGGCGGAAGGGGUGAAGGUGCUCCUGGAUAGUCGAGUUCCCGUCCAUCAUAUACGUUAGCUUGUGGGUUCUUAGCUCCAAUGUAAAAUACAUUAGCUCGUGGAUGAUACACAUUUCUUUCAGCUAAUGAUUAGAAAUUGGUUGAUUAACAUUAAACUCUGAAUUUAAUUACUCGCCAAAUCUACCUUAUAUGUGUUUAAUAGAAUUUAUUGGAGAAUAAACAAAAGAGGGAAAUAGUUCUAGUUUUGUAUUCGUCGGCCAUAUGGUACUGAGCGUGGCUAUUGAAGGGGAUGAGCAGUCAGGCCGAGAUGGGCCAACAACUCAAAACCCCUCUGAGCCUGACCCGCCAAAGUCACCCGUUGAUGUUGUGGUUCAAAUAUCACCUUCAAAAGGUGGUGUGGUGUAUGGCUGCUUCCUGCUCCUGGGCCUGGGCACACUGUUACCAUGGAACUUUUUCAUCACUGCUCAGACGUACUGGGAUUUCAAGUUCCGAAAUACAUCCCACACCAACGAGACGAUGUCUGAGCCAACAGAAUUGCAAAGGUUAUACACACCUAUGCAGGUCUGCUUCUCUCAGAUACCCAACUUUGUGUUCCUCUUUAUCAAUGCUCUCUUCAGCCAUAAGCUCCCACAGCGACUGAGGCUUCUAGUAUCGCUAACUUUGAUGAUCAUACUCUUCGCCUUGACCACGAUACUCACCCAGAUCAACACAGAUGAUUGGCAGAAGGGCUUCUUUAUAUUAACUAUCCUCAUCAUCAUUCUUAUCAACAGUUCAGGUGCAAUCUUCCAAGGUGGCUUAUUUGGUGUAGCAGGCAUGUUUCCUGAGAAAUACAUGACUGCUGUAGUGGCUGGGCAAGCUCUAGGAGGUGUAUUUGCCUCUGGGGCACGUAUUGUCUCCCUCUCAGUGGGAGCAAAGGAUGAAAAUGCUGCAUUUAUAUACUUCAUGAUUGCUGUUGUUGUAAUGAUCCUCACACUUACUGCCUACCUCUAUAUGUCCAAAACUGAAUUUUACAACCACUACACCAACUGCCAAGCACCUGAAAAAGAUAAGAGUGGGCCUCCUGCUGGCAGGACAGUAGCUGAACAAAUAGAGACCUUUAAGGAUAUAUGGCCUAUUGGAUUGUCAGUAUGUGGAGUUUUUGCAGUAACACUUGGAGCAUUCCCAGCUCUCUGUGUUAAGAUAAUUUCACACUCAGAAGAUGAUAAAUGGGCAAGUAAGUAUUUUGUUGUCUUUGUUGUGAAUUAUACAGUAUAG